UAUACGUCAAAAAAAAGCGAAUAUGCCUGUGUGGAAUUGAUGAUGCAGAAGACACUUGCGAUCACGAGACACCAGAAAUAAACCGUCUGAUAUAGUGGGUAUAGUAAUGGCAAAGCGUCUUGUGACUAUCAUUUUGCUGGGUCUCCUUGCUCAUGAAGAUUUAGCAAUUAUCCCAAGGUUUUUCCGAGGUCGACCAAGAGGUCGGGAGGGAAUGCUUGGAUCACCCUUGGUAAGCCAUAAGGUGAAUCUACCACCAGAACAGUGGUUUACCCAACGUUUAACACAUUAUAAUGAUGCAAACAAAGCAACCUGGCAGCAAAGAUAUUGGUACAAUUCAACAUAUUGGAAACCAGGUGGACCUGUCUUCAUCAUGAUUGGUGGAGAAGGCGAGGCUAACCCAAUAUGGAUGGUUGAGGGUACUUGGAUCAAGUAUGCCCAGGAGUUAGGGGCAUUUACCUUCAUGCUUGAACAUAGGUUUUAUGGUCAGAGUCAUCCAACAAAAGAUACCAGUGUGGAAAAUUUACAGUUUCUUAAUAGUGAACAAGCACUGGCAGAUUUAGCGGCAUUUGUUCAAGAAAUGAACAUCAAGUUUAAGUUGACUGGCAGUAAAUGGAUUUGCUUUGGUGGAUCAUAUCCAGGGUCUUUAUCUGCCUGGUUUCGAUUGAAGUUUCCGCAUCUUGUCACCGGUGCUGUUGCAACAAGUGCACCCGUGUUCGCUGAACUGAACUUCAAAGGCUAUUUAGAUGUUGUCACAGCAUCCUUACAAACAACAAGUUACGGCAAAACAUGUACAGACAGUAUUUCAAGUGCCACGGAAAAGAUCCAGUCGAUGUUAACAAAUGACGAAGGCCGGCAACAACUUUCUAAAAUCUUCAGGCUUUGUGAUCCGUUAAGUGAUAGUGAUGAUGAUAUAUCCAAUUUUGCCCAGAGUAUAGCAGGGAAUUUUAUGGGCGUCGUACAAUACAAUAAAGAUAACAGAAAGUUUGAGGGGGCCGUAGGCACGAGUAUCACAAUCGAUGUGUUAUGUAAAAUCAUGAGCAACCAGAGUGUAGAUGAAGUAACUAGAUAUGCGAAAGUGAACAGUUUAUUGCUGGAUACCUAUGGAGAGAAAUGUCUUGAUGUCAACUUUAGCGAUAUGAUUAAAGAUAUGAAGGAAACGUCAUGGAGCAGUUCUGCGAGUGAAGGAGGUAGGCAAUGGACGUAUCAGACCUGUACGGAAUUUGGGUUUUAUCAGACAAGUGAUUCUACGAAACAACCAUUUGGAAAUCUUUUUCCAUUGAAGUUCUCCAUCAAACAGUGCAUGGACAUUUUUGGUCCUUCAUUUAAUGAGACAGAGAUUAUGUCUGGCAUUACAAGAACAAAUACAAAUUAUGGCGGAAUGAAAAUCGCUGGUUCAAAGAUUGUUUUCCCAAACGGUUCCAUUGAUCCUUGGCAUGCUCUUGGUAUUACAAGUGACGUUACAUCGGAAGAGCAGGCUAUUUUUAUCGAAGGUACUGCCCAUUGCGCGAACAUGUAUCCCGAGUUGUCAACAGAUCUUCCCCAGCUGAUUCAAGCGAGAAUGAAAAUCAAAGGUCAUCUGACGAGCUGGCUCAAAUCAUCCAAUCGUGCAUAAAGAAAUCUGACUGACAAAUAAAGUACAGUGGCAAAUACAAUUGUUAAGUAAAUGCGACAAAUUAGUUGAAUGAACAAAGAGCACUGAAUAUCAAAACAACGAUUUAUAUACAGGGACUCUGCGCCUCAGUGUGGUGGCUUGAAAAAGAUAUUAAUGUAGUUCAAGGAAAAUAAUUUCAAUUUUCAUCAAAACAAUCAAGUCAUGGUACAAGGACAAUUUAUUUUCAUAGUUUGAUAAAUUAAAAUUAUAUUGAUGUUGGAUUGCGCAACCACUGAUCUGCUAUAAAAUAAUACUGAUUUUA
Dendronephthya gigantea is the source of this 1913-nucleotide messenger RNA. RefSeq names its product putative serine protease K12H4.7. Bases 107 to 1612 code for a protein of 501 amino acids. The record is from RefSeq and is a predicted model, not a curated record. Gene Ontology annotation, molecular function: serine-type exopeptidase activity; dipeptidyl-peptidase activity. NCBI's taxonomy places the organism in Eukaryota, Metazoa, Cnidaria, Anthozoa, Malacalcyonacea, Nephtheidae. The transcript has 10 exons. Gene Ontology annotation, biological process: proteolysis.